AUGUCCGAAGUCAACGGGUCGUCUGGGUGGAGGGGAGAGUUCAGGGACGACGAGGAAGUCGUCGGAAAAGCUAAUAAUGGGUACAGCUACAGCUCUCCCGGAGGAGCUGCUGCGGCGGACUGGAGGUUUCAGGCGGCCGAGUUCGCCAAAGGGGCGGCGGAGAUGAGCGUGGAGUUUGGGAAAGGCGUGAGGGAUGUGGUGAGGCAGAGUAUAUUGAGGGACGAUUCGGUAAUUGUGAGGAAGUUCAAGGGCCCCUGCGUGAAGAUUUUGGGGAAAUUGAGGUUUAUGAAUGAGUAUCUGCCGGAGGACCGUGAUCCGGUUCAGGCUUGGGCCGUAAUUGCUUCUGUCUGGAUCUUUGUUCUAGCAGUUUUAAUUGUGAAUAUUAGUCAGCCCGUAACAAAUCCAUUGGUUCGAAAGAUGAAGGUGCAUCCUACUAGUGCUAGCCUUAUACUGCUUCCAGAUGGAAGACGAUUAGCUUAUCAAGAGCAAGGUGUCCCGCCUGAUCAAGCGAGAUAUUCAAUUGUUGCUCCCCAUUCUUUUCUUUCUUCUCGUCUUGCAGGGAUACCUGGCUUGAAAGCUACUUUACUACAAAGUUUCGGUGUUCGAUUCGUGACUUAUGAUCUACCGGGUUUUGGAGAAAGUGAUGCUCAUCCUCAUAGGGACCUCGAGUCUUCGGCUUUGGAUAUGUUACAUUUGUCGUAUGCUGUGAAUAUUACAGACAAGUUUUGGGUUUUGGGAUAUGCAGAAGGAAGCAAGCACGCUUGGGCUGCUCUUCAUUACAUUCCUGAUAGGAUUGCCGGUGCUAUAAUGUUUGCGCCAAUGGUGAAUCCGUAUGAACCGAGAUUGACCAAAGAAGAAAGACGAAGAAUCUGGGGGACUUGGGCAGUAAAGAGAAAGCUGAUGUACUUUUUAGCUCGGAAGUUUCACAGAUUUCUUCCGUAUUUCUAUAGGAGAAGUUUCCUUUCUGGAAAUCAUGGCCCGAUAGAUCAGCAGCUAUACCUCUCACUUGGGAAAAAGGAUAGAGCCGUUGUAGAGACCAGAAUUUUCAAAGACUUCUGGGAGAGAGAUGUCGAAGAAUCUGUUCGGCAAGAGAACGUGAAGCCGUUUGUUGAAGAAGCCAUUCUACAAAUCUCGAAUUGGGGUUUCAGCUUAGCAGAACUCAAUAUGCAGAGUAAAAAUAAGGGCAGUAGCAUUCUCGAUUGGCUUAAAUCAGUGUACAGACCCACAGAAAAACGACUCGGCGGGUUACUUGGCCCGAUACACAUAUGGCAGGGAGCCGAAGAUCGAGUCGUGCCUCCAUCAAUGAGCGACUUUGUGCAGCGAGUCUUGCCAGAUGUCAUGCUGCAUAAGCUCACGUACGAGGGCCACUUCACAUACUUUUACUUUUGCGACGAAUGCCACCGGCAAAUUUUUGGCGUAGUUUUUGGGAACCCCCAAGGACCUCUUGUACCUAUGGUGGGCCCCACUCCAGUUGAAGAAAACGAUGGAAGUGAAGAGAAAGCCGAAGUGAUAGUCUCAAGUGGAUGUCAAUGUGAUGCAGCAAAGGAAGAAGAGAAUGUGUCUACUUGCAGCAUGAUAAAUAUGUUGUGA
This is a messenger RNA of Striga hermonthica, 1590 nucleotides long. The record is from the annotation of a GenBank genome assembly. NCBI's taxonomy places the organism in Eukaryota, Viridiplantae, Streptophyta, Magnoliopsida, Lamiales, Orobanchaceae.